GCAUGAUGGUAAGAUAUGUAUUUCCAUCAAAAUAAAUGGCAAUAUUUUGUAAUAGGAUUUAUUUUGGCCGGCAACUGUUUUAUUUAUCAGCUUUUCAUUUUUUGGGGGGGGGGCAAUAUCCGGCUAACGGAAACCCUGACACACACAGACCUGUUUCCCAAUGCUCGGUGUCUUUUUGAACGGGAUCCUCUUUACUCUCAGGAGGAGAAUGAGAAGAAGGCGUUGAAGGAGCCCUCAGACGCUGAGCCAGCAUCAGCAGAGAGUGUGGCACGCAAAAGGAGGGGUCCCCUAAAGCACAUCAAAUUUGGGACCAACAUCGACGUGUCGGACGAAAGAAAGUGGAAGCUACAACUGCAGGAGCUGAGUAAGCUGCCUGCGUUCGCCAGGGUGGUGUCUGCUGGCAAUCUGCUCAGCCACGUAGGACACACCAUCCUGGGCAUGAACACUGUCCAGCUCUACAUGAAGGUCCCCGGCAGCAGGAUACCAGGUCAUCAGGAACACAAUAACUUCUGCUCUGUCAACAUCAACAUCGGCCCUGGGGACUGUGAGUGGUUUGCUGUGCCAGAACCCUACUGGGGCGUGAUGAGCAACUUCUGUGAAAAAAACAACAUCAACUUCCUGAUGGGUUCGUGGUGGCCCAACCUGGAGGACCUGUAUGAGGCAGAUGUGCCUGUCUACCGGUUUAUCCAGCGGCCAGGGGACCUGGUGUGGCUCAACACGGGCACCGUCCACUGGGUCCAGGCCAUCGGCUGGUGCAACAACAUUGCCUGGAACGUAGGACCCCUCAGUGCCCACCAGUACAAGCUGGCCGUGGAGCGUUACGAGUGGAACAAGCUCCAGAGCGUCAAGUCCCAUGUCCCCAUGGUGCACCUCUCCUGGAACAUGGCCCGCAACAUCAAGGUGUCCGACCACAAGCUCUUCCAGAUGAUCAAGUACUGCCUGCUGAGGACUCUGAAGCAGUGUCAGUCGGUGAAGGAGGCUCUAGCCGCGGCAGGGAAGGAGACGCUACUGCAGGGCAGGAACAGGGAUGAGCCUGCGCACUACUGCACCAUCUGUGAGGUGGAGGUGUUUAACCUGCUGUUUGUGCGGAGCGAGCUCCUCUCCAGGAAGCAGAAGCAGUACGUGGUUCACUGCCAGGACUGUGCCCGGAAAGGCAGCGCCGAGCUGGACAACUUUGUGAUUGUAGAGAAACACCGGAUGGAUGAUCUCAUGCAGGUCUACGACCAGUUCACACUAGCCCCUCUGCAUUCAUCUUCAUCUUGACAUUAGACAUCCCUUCAGCUUCUCUGGGGCGACCAAGCAUUACAGGAACUUUCAUUUCAAAGGAAAAAUUGACCAUUUCUGAUAUUCAGGAAAGUCGAGACAGUCUCCCCGUAUGGCUGUUCUCCAUAGCAACGGCUGGAGGCAGCAGCGGCUGCGUGUGUCUAUGCAACCUGUCAAGUGCGCCGUGUCAACCCCCCUCUUCCCCCUGGGGGGCGCCAGAGAGCGCACUUCCCAACACAGGACUCCCCCUUGUAACAAUGGUUCAGCUCUUUUUAAUGGAGGACUUAAUCCAAAAACAUAUGGGAAAGGGGUGGGAAUUAUUGAGUGAAGAUGUUUUGUAGAUAUUGUAUCUGUCACAACUGGCAACACCACCCUAAAAGACUACUGACUGGACAACCUGUUCUCUCUUUUUUAAAUUCUGUUAACAGGCUGAGAUGUGAUCCCUUUGUUUUCCUUCCCUCUAAGGAGCACUAGCCUAACUGGUCUUUUUCUAUGGUAGAUAGUAAUUUUAAGACUCUUUGGAUGGCAAAAUCUACAAAAAAAAUUGUAAUGUGAAGAGUUUAGGUGAUUAUCCUUUUUUUUCAGUUUUUGUUUUAUCUUUGUUAUUUUGGAGCUAUGACGUUCAGCUUUUGUUUUAUCUUUGUUAUUUUGGAGCUAUGACGUUCAGUUUUUGGUUGUUUAUUAGGUUUUUUAAAAAAGAGGAAAAAUGUUGGGGAAAAUCAAUAGCCAAGUCACAAAGAAAAAUGGGUUGCACAUUGACCUAAAGGAGAAUUUCGCUUUUUUUUAUAACCAAAUAUGUUUUUAAUGUAAAUGGCAUGUUUAUUGAAGGGUCCAGACAGUUUUUUUGCCAUUUCACUUGAUUUGAGAAACUUCCUCGUUGUGCAGUAUGUGGGCUCUGAAAAAUGAACAACGGCUCCGAAAACACCCCAAUAUGUCCUUUUUGAAAUGGAAACACUGUGUACAGAUGACAUCGUCAUUCUGAACUUUAUCUGCAACGUUAUAUUCCAUUUUGUUGCGACUCAAGUGAUACCAUUCUACAGGUCACAGCUAAAACACUUGCGUAAAUGAGGGGUACAAAGUAUAUUGAAAGGAGAUGCUUCCACACAGGAAGUUCCAGACGCUUGUAGAAUCGAUGCCAAGGUGCAUUGAAGCUGUUCCGGCAGCUCUUGUUGUCCCAACACCCUAUUAAGACGCUUUGUUGGUGUUUCCUUUAUUUUGGCAGUUACCUGUAGCAGCAGUCUACACAGAGAUUGAAACAGCUGGAUGUGGGAAAUGUCUUGAGACGUACAAAAUGGAAUAUAGCACUGCGGAGUGACACAAUUUCAAAGACCUGCAUCACGUUUUUUUCAGGGCCCCCAUACUGCACAACGAGGAUGAGGAAAUGAUUCGCUGGUUGUGUUUCUCAAACAAGUGAAAUCGCAUGAAAAUGUACACUUCAAUAACAUUCCAUUUACAUCAAAAUACACAUUUGGUUGUAAAAAAAGUUUACUACUCCUUUUAAGGAAUAAAGUUUGAUUUGUGAUUUUUAUGUUUCUAAUCUUGAUGUAAAUUUACACUAUUUAUAAAUACAUAUUUAUUGCUUGAAAAUAUUUGUUGAUGGAAUGCUGUUAUUUUUUUCCAGAGUACCUGCCAUUAAAUUUGAAGGAGUUUUGUCAUUUUAACACAACUCCUCGUACAUUUUCUAUAUAUAAAUAAAACUGCUAAGCAAGCGUUGUACAGAAACUUACAUUUAAAAUUGUUUUAUUGUUUUGAAGAAUGUUUUAUGAUGAGUCAUUAAACACAAUUGUCAAAUAA
Molecule: messenger RNA, 3057 nt
Organism: Oncorhynchus nerka (sockeye salmon)
Lineage: Eukaryota; Metazoa; Chordata; Actinopteri; Salmoniformes; Salmonidae
Product: lysine-specific demethylase 6A-like
Exons: 9
Coding region: 16-1263 (415 amino acids)
Biological process (GO): heart development; regulation of gene expression
Cellular component (GO): MLL3/4 complex
Molecular function (GO): chromatin DNA binding; histone H3K27me2/H3K27me3 demethylase activity; RNA polymerase II cis-regulatory region sequence-specific DNA binding
Source: RefSeq, a predicted model, not a curated record